AUGCGGGCUCUCUCAUUAUUCACUUUGGCCACUUUGGCUGUGCCAGGAGUACUUUCAAUCGGCACAAAUGACCAAGUGGGUCCCAAUCUUGAUUAUGGAACAUUUCAAGACCCAUCCUCGGCUGUGAGGCCCCGCUUUCGGUACUGGGUGAACGAUGCCUCGAUGAAUCUGAGUGUUCUCGCAGAAGAUGUGAGAUCCAUUGGAAAAGCAGGUGCGGGAGGAAUUGAACUUCUUGGUUACUACCUGUAUGGUGAUAGUUCGGCUUAUGGUGGAGGAAAUGCUGCGCCAUUACAAACCGACUGGACUGUUUAUGGGUUUGGUGGUGCUCCCUGGAAGGAAAUGGUGGAUACUAUCCUUGAAGUUGCGAAGGAGGAUAAACUGGUCAUUGAUUUUGCCAACGGGCCGAACCAAGGAGCAGGUGUUCCGGCGCCUUAUAACAGUGAUGGUCUUCUGUGGGAUCUCGCUGCAUACAACUCAACAUUUUCGAGCACUAAAGGCUUCAAAGGCACCUUACCUGGGUGGGGAUCCGGUCGCUUCAUUGCAGCUACGACAGGUACUGUAAAGUCGAGCACUGCAUCAGAAGCGGUGCUUUAUGAAAGCUCUCUACAAGAUGUUACGAGCAAGGUGUCAUCGGAUGGAAGCCUGAAAAUAAAGGCAACUAGCAAAUCUGAAGGGACUGAGAGCCUUGUCUUUGCGUACUAUCUCAUUCACUCCCGUUAUCGUGAGGCUCCAGACCCCACCGAUCCAUCAAUUGCGACAGCCGUUCCACAAUCCCCGGUCACAACCUACUCUCAGAACGGUUCAUGGGUUGUCGAUCACUGGUCCGCUGCCGGAGCACAGACCGUGGCCAAUUUCUGGAAGGAGUCCAUAUUGGAUAGUGAGAUUGGACAGCUCCUUCGAGAGGUUGGAAACUAUCUUUGGGAGGAUAGCCAGGAGUACAGUGUUGCUACUUUCUGGACACCUGGUCUACAGAAGAAAUUUCUUUCCAACCGAGGAUAUAGUAUUAACAAAUAUAUACCACUCGUUGUGGGCUCUGGAGGAACCACGUCCAACAUCACAUACGUCACAGACGAGAGCGAUGCGGGUGCUAGCCAUAUCGUGGACUACCAGCAAACACUUACGGAGCUGAACGCCGAAUACCUCGACGCCUUAACCGAAUGGAGCAAUAACCUAGGAGUCCAAUUCUCAGCACAGGUUGUCUACAAUCUCCCCAUGGACAUGCUCGCCAAUGUUCCGCAUGUGAAUGCCCCCGAAUGCGAAACGCUCGGUUUCAGUGAGAACAUCGAUGGGUACAGGCAAUUUAGUGGGCCUGCAAACCUCGCCGGCAAACGCGUGAUCUCUAGCGAGGCUGGUGCAAUCUUUGGCGAGGCCUAUCAGGAACCAAUAUCCGAGAUCCUUUGGGCAUUCAAGCGCUCGUUUGCUGGAUCCGUCAAUAAUUUCAUUAUUCACGGGUUUCCAAACUCCGGCAAUUAUCCAAACACAUCCUGGCCUGGCUUUACGACUUUUAUGUAUGAAUUUUCGGCUAUGCAUGGACCACGUCAGCCUGCUUUUGCUUUCUACUCGGAUUUCCUGAACUGGGUCUCUCGAAAUCAAUUCAUUCUGCAGACCGGUAUUCCAAAGGUUGAUGUUGCAUUCUGGUCAAAGUCGACAACUUACAAGACUAUCUCGACUAGUUAUGCACCAAUGGAUUUGCAAGAAGCAGGGUACACUUACGAGUAUCUCAGCCCAGACAACUUUGCGCUCCCAGAAGCUUACGUAUCUGAUGCCACUUUUGCCCCGAAUCGACAGGCAUUCAAGGCGCUAGUUGUUAGGUCUAACGAGACUCUUACGGCCUUGGGUGUCGAAAAACUUGUUCAGUAUGCCCAUGCCGGUCUUCCAAUCAUUUUCCCAGGAGGACUGCCAUCGAACUUCAGUGGAUACGCUCCAGCUGCUGCGACCAAGGCUGUCCAGUCAUUAAACGGCAUUAAGUCUCUGAAGAAUGUUCACUUAGUCAAAGCAGAUGGCCUUGCGGAUACCCUUGAUUCUCUCAACAUCCUACCACGAAGUUCUGUUUCGGCCAACGGCACAUGGUAUACGUUGUGGAGAGAGGAUGCCACCAAUGCGAAGUCCUAUAUCUACGUAUACAAUGACGCUACAGGUCUCUCCUUCGAGGAAGGCAUGACAUCUGGGACCGUAUCGUUCGAAAAUACAGGUGUUCCAUUCUUUUAUGACGCAUGGUCGGGAGAAGUGACUCCAAUUUUUUCCUAUACUCAGUCCAAGACGCAUACAAUAAUCCCUCUCCAGUUAGCUGGUAACCAAACGGUCAUCAUCGGCUUCGAGAAGAAUGUCAGGUCAAAUGUUCACAUUCAAGACAUGACGAUCCCUGUUCUGCCUACGACAAGUGACUCCAACUCUCUCACUGUCCUCAGAUCCUUUGAUCAAAAGUCACGAGAAAUCACUCUCUCAACUGGAAAGAAAGUAUCACUGUCACCAAUGUCCACCAAGCCCUUCACUCUGGAUGAUUGGGAUUUGGAGAUCGAGUCCUGGACACCACUACCAGAUUUUUAUGACGCGGAAGGCGCAACUCGCACUAACCAAACAUUCCACAUCCCAAGCCUUAUCCCGUGGAACCAGAUCUCCCACACUUUGGUUAAUGUCUCAGGAAUUGGAUACUAUACCACUACAUUCACGUGGCCACCGGCAUCCUCAUCCAGCGUAUCGGGUGCUUUCAUUGAUCUUGGCUCAAUUACCCAUACGGCUCGUGUCAUGAUCAAUGGGCACCAAGUGCCGACGCUAGACAUUUCCUGGGCUAAAGCCGAUAUCGGAUCCUUCCUUCAGCACGGAAAGAACACCCUGGAGGUUGUUGUCAGCACGACGUUGGGUAAUGUGCUGCGGACGUAUUGGGAUAAGCUUGAAACGAGUGGGAAGCUUGCAUCAGUCGUUUUUGCUGACCCACCAGCGGAGGAGGAUUAUGGUCUGAUUUAUCCUGUGCAGGUUAUACCCUAUCGCGAAGACAAGGUCUUGUAA
This is a messenger RNA of Penicillium pulvis, 3006 nucleotides long. RefSeq lists its product as uncharacterized. The transcript has 4 exons. Bases 1 to 3006 code for a protein of 1001 amino acids. NCBI's taxonomy places the organism in Eukaryota, Fungi, Ascomycota, Eurotiomycetes, Eurotiales, Aspergillaceae. The record is from RefSeq and is a predicted model, not a curated record.